GUUGUUCUCUAAUACCUCUAUAUAUUAGUCUAAUAGAAGCAUGAAUUUUAAGGGAAGUUCUUCUCAACUUUUUAUUGCAAUUAUCAAACAAACAUCCAUGGAUACAAGCGCGAUAAACAGCAGAAUUUCUCAUUUAACCUUCCUUUGCCCUCACAGAAAAUACAUGCACCAUAACAAGAUCAUGUCCUUUACUCCUUUUAUGUCACUAAAACCAUCAGCUCACAAGGUACUCGAGGUAACAAACGUGCCAAAGAUAACUUGCUACCACGAUACUUGGCUUGAUCUUAUGGCCAUUAACCAUCUCUCUCAAAACUUACAAGCUGUAGCAGGCAUUCAGAUAGAAGAGAAAGGUUAUGAUGGUUUGUUGGAAACCUGCAAAGAAGUGACUGUGAAGUUUGACUCAGUGCAACAACGACAACUCAGCUUGGAAGGUCUUGCUAGAUCCAUUCCUAAGGAAAUUUUUCCUUUGUUGAAGGCAUUGGUACCACAUUGUAAGUUUACAAGAGAACUCCUAGCCAAAUUCACUGGCUUGUUUUUUGCUUGGCUAGUUGGACCAUCUGAGUUGAAAGAAUCAGAGUUCAACGGAACAUCAGAGAAGAACGUGGUGCACGUAAAGAAAUGCAGGUUUUUAGAGAGCUCAAACUGUGUAGGAAUGUGCACAAACCUCUGCAAGUUUCCAACUCAAACAUUCAUCAAGGAUUCUCUAGGAAUGCCAAUCACCAUGGUCCCUAAUUUUGAAGAUAUGAGUUGUGAUAUGAUAUUUGGUGAGGAACCACCAACUCCUGAUGAAGAUCCAGCUACAAAGCAACCUUGCUAUAAACUAUGUAAAAUCAAUAAGAGGCAUACUACUGAAAGGUGCUCCUAAUAUGAUCCCAUGCUACCACCACGGCCGCGACACGUAUGAGCCCCGCAUGCUAUAUGAUGCUAAAGGCCCUCAAUUUGAUCCAAACAUGAAAUCUCCACGAACACUUGCUCAGUUGUGCAUUAUG
This is a messenger RNA of Chenopodium quinoa (quinoa), 989 nucleotides long. Its product is annotated as beta-carotene isomerase D27, chloroplastic-like. Gene Ontology annotation, molecular function: iron ion binding. The record is from RefSeq and is a predicted model, not a curated record. The coding region runs from base 41 to 865 and encodes 274 amino acids. Lineage: Eukaryota; Viridiplantae; Streptophyta; Magnoliopsida; Caryophyllales; Amaranthaceae. The transcript is spliced from 7 exons.